Mizuhopecten yessoensis (Yesso scallop) is the source of this 2342-nucleotide messenger RNA. Its product is annotated as hydroxymethylglutaryl-CoA lyase, mitochondrial-like. Gene Ontology annotation, biological process: L-leucine catabolic process; ketone body biosynthetic process. The record is from RefSeq and is a predicted model, not a curated record. The transcript is spliced from 10 exons. Gene Ontology annotation, molecular function: hydroxymethylglutaryl-CoA lyase activity. Lineage: Eukaryota; Metazoa; Mollusca; Bivalvia; Pectinida; Pectinidae. Bases 27 to 1025 code for a protein of 332 amino acids.
CGGGCGAUUGUUUACUUCCGGUAAAAAUGGCCUCGCUGACUUUCACUUUGCACCGAUUUGUUCAAAUAUUUGCAAAAAUAUCACGAGAGAAGGUCUCGAGAAAUUGUUCACAUGCUGCUUUUGCAGGAUUCCCGUCAUUCGUGAAAGUCGUAGAGGUUGGCCCCCGAGAUGGACUACAGAAUGAAAAGAUUAUGGUGCCGACAGAAACGAAAAUCAAAUUCAUAGACUUGUUGUCAGAGGCCGGGCUGCCUGUGAUUGAAGUGACAAGUUUUGUAUCUCCGAAAUGGGUACCACAGAUGGCAGAUCAUACGGAAGUCCUGGAGGGAAUCAAACAUUACCCAAACAUUUCCUACGCUGCUCUCACCCCCAAUCUGCAAGGCUUCCAAAAGGCAGUAAGUGCAAAAGCGACAGAAGUAGCAAUAUUUGGAGCAGCUUCAGAAAGCUUCAGCAGGAAAAAUAUAAAUUGCAGUAUAGCAGAUAGCUUGAAGCGAUUUGAAGAAGUAAUGAAGGCAGCUAAGGAAAGUAGGAUACCUGUAAGGGGGUAUGUUUCCUGUGUGAUGGGAUGUCCAUAUGAAGGCGAAGUGUCCCCUGAAAAAGUAGCUGAGGUAUCAAAGAGUAUGUAUGACAUGGGUUGUUACGAAAUUUCCCUCGGUGACACGAUUGGGAUUGGCACGCCUGGGGGAAUGAAGAAGAUGCUUGCUGAGGUGAUGAAAAGUGUUCCGGUCAAUAAUCUUGCCGUCCACUGCCACGAUACAUAUGGUCAAGCUCUGGCCAAUAUAUUUGCUGCUUUACAGAUGGGGGUAGCAGUGGUGGACAGCUCUGUAGCAGGACUAGGUGGCUGUCCAUACGCCAAGGGGGCGAGUGGUAACGUCGCUACUGAGGACGUCGUCUACAUGUUAAAUGGUCUCAAUAUCAAAACGGGCAUCAAUAUACAAAAGCUCCUGGAGGCCGGACAGUUUAUUUCCACGGCCAUAGAUCGCCCUACCCAUUCCAAGGUGGCACAGGCAAAGAAAUCCAGCUUAUGAUGUCAUCGCUAAUCGGGUGUCUCCUACCAAAUCUUGUCACAACAAAGACAAACGUCUCAUCUCAAAACUUCCUCAAUGAUAUCAGUUUAAAAAGUCACAAAACAAACAUUUACAGACGUGAAAAAUUCCACUUCUUACAGUAUUUCAAGAUUCAUUAUCAUUAAUUAUGACUACAGUAGAUUUCACUUAAUAUCACUUCUCAUUUGUCAUAGGAAAUGUGAUAGUUAUCAUGAUAUUUCUCAAAAAACCCCAGUGAUUUAUCAAUAAUAGACCAUAAAUGAAACAAAAGUAUGUAGAGAAGCAUUCCCUAAAAUGGAUAAUUAUAUGGUGUAUUUUCAACUACCUAGCUUAAGACAGGAUCAUUGUUUGAAUGCAGUAUUAUGGUAGUUUGCUUAACUCAUUCACCCCUGAAAUUUCAUAAUGAACUAUUCCAACCUAUGAAUUGAGAGAGUUCAAAUGUGUCCACAGGGGUGAAUGAGUUAAUCAGUUGUCGGGUUGGAUUUUCAAUGACACUUGAAAGUUUUGAUGUAAUAGUCAAACCAUGAUUGAUUAUAGAAAAUCAUGAUUGAUUAUCCGUAGUUGGAGGGGAAAUGACUAAUCAUCAAAUAAAUUCUAUGAAUUAGAACAACACUAGUUAAUGAAAUGAUAGUAUGUUUUAUCAGGUAAAUGGUAACAUGAUCAUCUAAGUACUUAGCCCUUUCACCACUGUAGACCAUACUGGACAUGUCCAUAUCAAUGCAUGGUAGAGUCUACUAAAGUUACAUAGGGGUGAAAGGGUUAAAUCAUCAGUGAUAGUGUAUGAUUUUACAAUGCUACUGUGGACUAGGAAAUUUUCGCCACAGUUUUUACUUCGGCCUUUUUCAAGCUCUGUAACGAGUGCAAAUUUAUCACGGAAAUGAAUAAUAAUACAAAGUAUACUGUGCAUAAGAAUUACAUGUGAUCGGAAAAAAAUAGCAGUGGGUAAAUAUAGAUUGCGCCAAAGAGGCCGAGAGUUUGACUGAGUGAAAUGUCCCUGGUAUACAGUAUAUCUCGUCGAUGUCAAAGAUGAUGUUUUGCCACAUUAGUGAUGUCUUCUAUACAAAAGAAUGAUUUAUAUUAAUAUAAUGGAAAAUAUUAAGAACCUGUGGCUUAUUUUCAGUGUUAAAUGAUGAUAUGUGCAGUUCUCUGUGAAGUCCAGUAUCUUCAACAAAGAAGAUUCCAUUUUUUUUCUGCAUUUUUUCUGACUUAGAGUUAUCUGCCCAUUUAUUAAAAGAAAAUAGUUAAAGAUGAAAUAAAUUUAUUUAUAACAAUUCUAUUUUUCACAAUUUUUUCUCUCUC